AUGUCCGUCCCCGUGGCCACGUCGUCGCGGAAUCGCACCGUAUCAUUAAGUUCCGGAGGAAGGUCUGCAGCAAGGAGCAAAUCCUCUCAGGUUCCAGACAGCACGACUAUGCCUCACGUUACCGAUCUCAAGUACUUUGACCCUUGCGCCGCCACGGCCUCAAUGUUUUUAUACGCCCAGGGCUCAUCCGUUGUCUGUUGCCACCAUGAUACCCUUACUAUCGAACGAAGAUUCUCACGACAUGCCGAUGAGGUUCAAUUAUUGGCCGUUGACAACCAAAGCGAAAGUGGCGGCGGUCGCUUGGUUGUAAGUUACGAUGCUGGUCAGACAGCAAUUGUAUGGGACCUGAUGACGGGUGAUGAAAUCGCUCGAUUUGCCUCAUACGAACAUUUGACUGUCGCCGCAUGGAUGAAGAACGGAAAUGUUGCUUUUGGCAACACAAAAGGAAGCAUUAUCAUGUUUGAACCUUCAACUUCGGAACACGUUUCUUCACGAACCAUCGACCAAAUUGCCGUAACCGCACUGGCUCCUUCAUCUGAUUGUCGGACAUUUGCCAUUGGCUAUCAAAACGGCUCUCUGUUUGUGGCUACACUGCAGCCACGAUUUACUAUUCUACAUAAUCUCACUACUUCUAGAGGACCAUCGCCAAUCGUCAACCUUGCAUGGCAUGCUUCUUCCUCACGACAGAAGUCGGAUAUGCUUGCGGUUCAGAUGCGGGAUGGAGACCUCCGCGUCUGGAGCGUGGCAAAGAAGUAUAGUGCUGAUGAUCCUGCAAAAGUUGUUCGAAAUCUCAGAAAAGCUGAGAUUUCCAUGGACGGGCCUAAUUGGAUGGGUUGGUCCAAAAACGGUCGCAUAAUUCAGUAUUCCGACUCGCAAACGCAAUCAUGGGAUGUCAGAACAAAGCACGUCACUCAUGAUCCCAUUCCAACUCUCGACCUUGUUCGAGGUCUCGCCGUCUAUGGCCCAGGAGCCACUCUUUUUACUCUUGGCCCCAACAACACGGCACAGCAAUUUGAUCUCAACUCGCCAGCUAUUAUGGUCGCCAAUGUCCAGCAUCCAGCAAACUUGUUGCCACCAUCACCUCCAGUCUCGGAGGAGACGGGGGAUAGGUCGGCGACUUCAGCCACUACUAUUGCCUCCGAGUCCGAGUCCAGCUCAAUCCCCUUGGAUAUGAACAUCUCCGAGAGUGAUGAAGAUCAUCUGUCACCGUUCGCCCGCCUUACUAGACGCCAAGCUUACGACUCCGGGAACGAACCUUAUGAAUCAGCCAGCCCUGUUUCCAGCCGAAGUGGUCUCUCAUCCUUAUCACAAUCCUCGACAGGAUCCUCCCAAACCCCUGGUCGUUAUCCUCAAUCGACGAGGUCCAAGGGCUUAUCAGAAAAUACUUACAUCUCUGCGGGAACCUCAAUUCGGUCAUCUACCAUCGGCAACGGCAAUGCCCAAGGCAACUCGCGGGACAUGGAUGCCUACUCAAUGGGAUAUUCCCUUGGUACUACCAGCGUUUCGUCUAUGGCUUCCAGCCGUUCGCGCCGCAGACCCUCUCGCCUACGCAACGAAGUUCCCCGCAGCCCUGACGAUAACAAGGUCCAUGAUCUCUUCAAAUUUACACGAGCUCGUCUUAGUGAUAUCCCAUACAAACAUGCCAUGGGCUCUAACAACGCCCGCCUGACUAACGACGACCUGCGCCGUCAGAUGCUCAACACUAUCUUUGGGUGGAAUAAGGAAAUUGAGGACCUGAUCCGGGAUGAAAUGAGCAGACACCCUCAAGGGUCUCCUAGCCGCAUCCUUCUAGCCAAGUGGCUCGGUGAUAUUGAUUCCAACAUCAUGAAUGCCAACUUUGAAAACAUGACCUCAUCCGACUGGAUGCUUCUUGCACUGAGUGGUAUUGGGGGUCAGGCGUCUCAACAAAAGCUCGGCCAAGCUUAUGUUCAGCGACUGCUCGAGUCCGGGGAUGUACAUGCUGCAGCAACGAUUAUGCUUGGCAUGGGUGAGCACAACGACGCUAUUGAAGUUUAUGUUUCUCACAAGCGUUACAUGGAAGCACUGAUCCUCACAUGCCUCUCCGCGCCUGGUGUAUGGGAGCGUCAGGCUGCUAUCAUUCGAAAGUGGGGAGAAUGGGCAGUUCAACAUGGUCAGCAACAGCUGGCAAUCCGCUGUUUCGCUUGUACUGACCAAGAGUCUACGGAGCCUUGGGCAUCUCCAUCUGCUGCCCAACUCAACUUUCAGUCCAUGACUCCUAGUAUUCCUGAGAUACUGAGCCCGCCGCUAUCUCCCCCUGGCGUUCAACGUGGCCCCCAGCGAAGCAUCGCUAAGACUUCUGCACUCAAACUCAUAACCUCAUUUGGCGACCAAGCGCAGAAGUCGAAGUUUUUCGCUGGUGAUGGAGGCCAGACCCCCAUUGCUGCAGGUGUUACUCCCAUUGCCGACUCUGCCGGCUCGCCUGCAUUGUCUCACGCCUCCAACAAUGAGGCCACGACAGCGUUCCUUCGUCCCUCCAACAACAGCAGGUUCAAUACACCAGUAUCCGCUCGAGCCCGAGGUCGAUUACCAUCUAUCGGAGAAAUACCAUCGGACCUCAACAGGGAGGCGAUAAGAUCCGCAGGGCUUUCCGCCGCACCUUCUGAUUAUGAACCUCGAUCCAGCCAUGGCCGAACCCCGUCUGGCAAUGACAACAUGAUGUUCGGCUCUGCAUUGCAGCGCGCUGCCACAGCAAGCCCAAUGAUGAUGCGUGAGCAUGCUCAGCGUGUUGUUCAGCCUUCCGAAGGAGAAUUUCCGCCACCGCCAGAUCAAACUGUCAUGAUGAAGAUGCAGCAAGCAUCACGUAACCAUCGGAAUGGUUCCCGUGAUCGUAUUCCCUUGGGCGUCAACCUGCAACUGCAGCCUGGAGUUUCCCAUGAAGAAGUAACAUCUCCGGAGCAUUCGGUUACUUCGUCGACCCGUUACCACUGGCCAAGUCGCCGUCGAGGUCCGGCGUCCGUUACCAGCUCCGUCACUUCUGCAUCAAGCGCUGGUCGAAGUCUUCGUCAUCAAGCCGUGCGAAACCGAGAAGACUACAUCCACAGUCUCGACGCUGCCAACCACUUCUCCAAAAGACAGCGAAGCCGCCAGCGUAGUCACUCAAGAACACGGGAUGCAUCACGUAGCCGCCCGGGCAGUCGCGAACGAACCGCCAGGUCUAGAGAGCCCUCAGAGGAACGAGGCCGGGUCGCUGCUCGAGGAUGGCCCAAAGCCAAGCGAUCACCGACCUCACCCAUUCCCAUGUCUCCUGAGGAUCUCUUGAACUUAAGCACUCCACGACAUGGUCAGGUCGGUGAGCCAAACACGGUUCGCAAGGUCAGCGGGUCAACCAUGAAGCCUGGAAGCCGAGGGUCAAGCCGAGCAAGCCGUCGCAGGAGCCCCGAUAGUCGAAAUCGCCCACCAGCCUUGACUCUCCGUGGACGUAGCCAAGGCCGAGACGGUUCUGUACAGCGUUCUCCUUCCUCUCCACUUCCUCUUGCUACUGUACCUCACUACCAGGGCUCUGAGGACGAGGAGGACUACAGAGCAGCAAUGGCAGCUCAGGAGGAAUUCAGGAACAAGCAUAGCCGCAGCGCUAGCCGAGGCCUGAACUCCCCAGCACUGAGUAAGCAGGACAACACAGAGAGCCGGCGCAGGGCCAAUUCUGAAGCGGCGAACUUUGACGGAUCAAUGCCUGUUCAUGGUCGAGCUGCCUCUACAGAGCACGCCGGCGACCUAAAGCAGAUGAAGGAUGAGCGCCAGCGAAAGAAGGAGCAAGCUGCCCGAGAGCUCGAGGAGCGUCGUAAGUCAUUGGCCAAGCGUGCACAAACACCUUCUAUCCCUCAUCCCAACGAGUUCUCUCCUGCCCUUGCAGUCACCGUUGAGAUGGCCGAGCCAAAGCAGCUAUCCGAUGAUAUCCCACCCCGAAGCGCUACAGAGCCACCACAGAGGAGCAUGUACGCCCGAAACGGCCCUGUGAUCGGUCUUCCAGCAACUCCAAAGGCUAUGAGGCUUAUUAUUGAGGGCAAUCACGAUCAGUCUGGAAGCACUCCCAGGCCUGAAAUGCCUAUGAUCCCGGCCACCUUCUCUCAGAGACACUCACCAGAAACCUCUCCUCAGCAAUCUCCAGAGAAGGUGGAGCCCAGCGCGGAGCCUAGUCUGACUCUGUUGCCAUCAACUGUCUACCAGCCCCCAUCUCGACCCUCGAUUCCUCGCAGCAUGUCGGCUCCAAUUCCCGAUGAGCCUGGCCAACGUCCAGCCCGUUUCGGGCGCAAGAGUAGUGUAGGACGAAUUGAAGAGGUUGUUCCCGGAGAGCGACGACGCUCUCACGAGGAUGAUCCCGUUCCUCCUCCACCACCUCCCGCGCCUCCAGUGCUUAAGGAGUUGAGGCAUCUUGCGUCACCUCCACCGCCGCCACCAGCCCCUCUUCAACAUGCCCACCGACCUCAACAGGCGGGCGCUGUUGCAUCAGGGAUGAUUGAGAUCGUCAUGGACGACGAUUUGUCUUCUGGCAACGACCAAGCUUCGGAGGCCAGCCCUCCAGUCCCGGCCUCCCACAAGGGUCAUAACCGGGGCCGAAGCAUCGGAGACAGCAGCAUCUCAGGACGCAUCCACAAGGCUACUGAGAGACUUCGAUCUGCCAGUCGCAGUCGCAAGGAGUAUGUGCGGUCUCCUCCAUUUGAGGCUCCUUAUGAGAGCGUUCCAAUGCCACGACAGCUCAGGUCUCCCCCACCAGUGUCAUUCAACCCUGAUGUGCUGCGUUCACCCAUUGACUCAAGGAACAAGCACAUGUCAACUGGCCUGCAUCAGAACGAGAUGAUCUAG
This is a messenger RNA of Fusarium coffeatum, 4821 nucleotides long. RefSeq lists its product as uncharacterized. Gene Ontology annotation, molecular function: transcription factor binding. Bases 1 to 4821 code for a protein of 1606 amino acids. Lineage: Eukaryota; Fungi; Ascomycota; Sordariomycetes; Hypocreales; Nectriaceae. Gene Ontology annotation, biological process: positive regulation of transcription by RNA polymerase II. Gene Ontology annotation, cellular component: nucleus. The record is from RefSeq and is a predicted model, not a curated record. The transcript has 4 exons.